GUCUUCGCGGGAACACACUGAUUUCCUCGUCAACCGAAAAUAGUUUCGCAGCUAUUGUUUACGACUUUGCCGGCCUGACUUGAUAGUGAUACAUUUGCAUAAAAAGUAAUUAAGAUUGAUAAGAAGCCAGAGGAGACAUUAUUACUGUCACGUGCAGUCUUUCGUGGAAUCUAAAUCAGAAUAGAACUCGUUCAGUGAAAAUUUUAUUGUCGUAAGUGAAUACGAUUGAAAAGGUAAAUAACUUAUUAAAUGCUAAUACAUUCAAUAUUUGUGGUUAACUUUGUAUUUAUUCUGUUAUGUUUGACAAUUCUGUUUGCCUGAAGGAAAUGCCGCCACAUAAUCAACAAACAGCAUCGUGGGCGUUAUUUGAGUCAGAUAUGGCCAAAGAAGCGGCCCCUGUGCUGCCCUCGGCGGAGAAACGGAAAUGGCAAAUAGUUUGGAGAAAUGUCAUCCUAUUUGCAUUACUACACAUAGGAGGUGUAUAUGGAGGCUAUCUCUUCCUCACGAAGGCGAUGUGGGCCACUAGAAUAUUCGCUGUGGCACUGUACCUCGCUUCAGGCUUAGGAAUAACUGCAGGUGCUCAUAGGCUCUGGGCCCACAAAUCCUACAAAGCCAAGCUCCCACUCCGCAUAAUGCUCACCGUUUUCAACACUAUUGCUUUCCAAGAUUCCGUACUAGAUUGGGCUCGCGACCAUCGAAUGCAUCACAAAUACUCGGAAACUGACGCAGAUCCACACAACGCCACUCGAGGCUUCUUCUUCUCCCAUAUUGGCUGGUUGCUGGUCAGAAAACACCCCGAGAUCAAAGCUAAGGGACCUACAAUCGAAUUGGAUGACCUACGAGCUGAUCCUGUAUUAAGAUUCCAAAAGAAGCACUACUUGAUUCUUAUGCCACUGGCGUGUUUCAUUCUGCCCACCUACAUUCCGACAUUAUGGGGAGAGUCCAUCUGGAAUGCGUACUUCGUUUGUGCAGUAUUCCGAUAUGUCUACGUACUGAACGUUACGUGGCUGGUCAACUCUGCAGCCCAUAAGUGGGGGAGCAAACCGUACGACAAAAACAUCAACCCAGUCGAAACAAAAUCAGUGUCGCUGGUCGUUUUAGGUGAGGGCUUCCACAACUACCAUCACGUUUUCCCUUGGGACUAUAAAACUGCCGAGUUGGGAAACUAUUCUCUGAACCUUACUAAAUUAUUUAUUGAUACGAUGGCAAAGAUUGGUUGGGCUUAUGAUCUCAAGACUGUAUCCUCUGAGGUCAUAGAGAAACGAGUUAAGAGAACAGGUGAUGGCUCGCACGAAGAAUGGGGAUACGAAGAAAUAAUUGAUACGAAUGAUAAAACCCAAUAAUUCCAUGUAAUAUUUAUAUAUUGCACGAUACCAAAUACAGGAAAAGUAUUCUUAUACAAGUUCCACGAUGUGAUAUUAUAGAUUAUUUAAAUUAUUGUUGUCUGGUUUUGGAUUUGUAAUACAUUGAUAACUUAUUUAUUUGUGUAAAUACUAAGGCCAAAGGUGAUGAUACCUAUAUAGAUAAAAGAUUGUACGGACAAGACUUUUAAUAUGAGACUCUAGUAAUAAAAUAAUAGAUAUAGA
Molecule: messenger RNA, 1586 nt
Organism: Leptidea sinapis
Lineage: Eukaryota; Metazoa; Arthropoda; Insecta; Lepidoptera; Pieridae
Gene: Desat3
Product: acyl-CoA Delta-9 desaturase-like
Exons: 6
Coding region: 297-1343 (348 amino acids)
Biological process (GO): unsaturated fatty acid biosynthetic process
Cellular component (GO): endoplasmic reticulum membrane
Molecular function (GO): stearoyl-CoA 9-desaturase activity; iron ion binding
Source: RefSeq, a predicted model, not a curated record